AUGGCUGCUCCUGCUGCUGUUAUGGGCACAUUUUCAGUCACUGCUAGUUAUCAAGGUGAUAGUUUCCAUUCACUACCAUCUUAUUUGUCUGCUUCUUCUGAGAACUCUGAUGCCUCUGUUCCCGAUGAUGAUUCUGUUUUUUACAUGCCAUCUUCCUUUUAUGAGAUGCCUGAUAUUCCUCCUGCGGAGGAUAUGUUAGAUGAUCCUUCUUAUAUUCAUGAUUUUGUUGUUCCUAAUGUUCCCGAUUACCCACCAAUCACAAUGUUUCCCCAAACACUGUAUUUCAUGGUGCUGGCUCAGAUUCUUCUGAAAGCUCUGGUCACUCACGAAGCUCUGUUAUCCUUGUCUCUAAGCACGGUCGGGGUAUUUUCAAGAGGACAGGGUCCCGCAUACGCUUCUCUUCAGCUUUAG
Oldenlandia corymbosa var. corymbosa is the source of this 411-nucleotide messenger RNA. Lineage: Eukaryota; Viridiplantae; Streptophyta; Magnoliopsida; Gentianales; Rubiaceae. The record is from the annotation of a GenBank genome assembly.